ACCUCUCUCUCUCUCUCUCUCUCUCCCCCUCUCUCUCCCUCUCUCCUACAGACUUCACCCACCUCUCUCCACAUCUUUCUUUUCAGAAAAGCUCUCCUUUGCACUACUCAAUGGAGACUGUCACCUAGCUCUCUGCCUCAGUUUCUCUACAGGUAGAAUGGGGUUCCAGGUUUGCCGAAAGUCUCCUUGGAACUCUGGGAAAGGAAGGGUUGGAAAUUAGAAGCUGGUGAAAGCCUUCCUAGCAGGGAAACCCCAAGACCUUCAGGCACUAAGGGGAGUCAAAUCAGUAGUGGGAAGUAGAGUGCAGACAGGUACCCAGUGUCAGGCUCAGGUCCACACGCUGGCUGGCUAGGAAGGGGAACAGGCUGCCUACUGAGGUCAGCCUCCUGGAAAGUGGCCAGGCCUGCUCCAGGCAGGGCACUCCCUAUGGAGCACGGAGGGCUGCAUCUGCUGUGUGCCCAGCUCUGCCAACUGGGCUCACCUUGACCCUGGGGAGGGGCAUGAACACAGUUCCUGUGGAGCUUUCCUGAAGACCAUCACCCUCUCCGGAGCAUGCCAGGAACUUUCUUCAACAAGGGACAUGAAAAUGAUCCAGUCCCCCAUGGACGCCUUUUCCAGAUUCUUGUCCUCCUCUUGGGAGAGCCGAUCCUCCCCAAAAUGGGAGUGGGGGAGGGGUGGGAGCCUGCGUGCCUUGUCCAGGCACUUCCUUUGCAGCUGGCUCACCACGGCGCUCCAGCCAUGAUGCUGCCAAGUGUGCUCCGUGCCAGGCCAGAGGCUGGGCCUGCGGCUGGGGGAGGGGCUGGGGACACUGGUGUCCUCUCCUGACAGUGGUUCUGAAGUUCCUUUCUUGCCCUUUAGGGAGCCUAAAACUCCCCUGGGGAGGCCCAACUAGCUUUGCAGAGUUGAGGGGAGCCGUGGGGGAGGAGAGUGCCGGAUCUGCUCCCCUUGGGGGCCCAGGACAGCACAAUAGCCCUUGGGCUGCCACUCUCUGGCUUAAGUGGUUGCCCAGACAACAGCAGGGGCCAGUUUCCACCAAUCCAAGGCAGGGGCUGAGUGGGGGGAGGGAGGCCUGGCAGGAAGGGGGAGCUGUCCCCUGUUUGAGAUCCUAUAUAAGGAGGAGGGAUGCGAUCCGAGUGGUCUGAGCGUCACUGUCCCUCCAGUGCACUUGGGGCGGAGCGCGAAGAUGCUUAGGAGAGGGCACUGCAAGCCUGGGUCCUGGGGCAGAUUCUGGGCCAUCCUGGCCUUGGUGGGCCUGGUCACUCAUGCAGCUCAGAGAGCCGACAUUGGCGGGGAGGCAGCAGGCACCUCCAUCAACCACUCCCAGAUACUACUCCACCGCUUGCAGGAGCUGCUGCGGCAGGGCAACGCCAGCGACGUGGUUCUGCGAGUGCAGGCUACAGGCACCGACGAGGUCCGAGUCUUCCACGGCCACCGCUUGCUGCUGGGGCUGCACAGUGAGCUGUUCCGGGAACUGCUGAGCAACCAGAGUGAGGUAGUGCUGCAGGAGCUCCGGGACUGCGCUGCUGUCUUUGACAAGUUCAUCAGGUACCUGUACUGCGGCGAGCUGACUGUGCUCCUGGCGCAGGCUAUCCCGUUGCACCGGCUGGCCAGCAAGUACGGCGUGGCCCCCCUGCAGCACGGCCUGGCCGACUACAUGCGCGCGCACCUGGCCGGCGGCGGCGCGGGCCCGGCGGUGGGCUGGUACCAUUACGCGGUGAGCACCGGGGACGAGGUCCUGCGCGAAAGCUGCCUGCAGUUCCUGGCAUGGAACUUGUCUGCUGUGGCGGGGAGCGCCGAGUGGGGCGCCGUGAGCCCCGAGCUGCUGGGGCAACUGCUGCAGCGCUCGGACCUGGUGCUGCAGGAUGAGCUGGAGCUCUUUCACGCGCUGGAGGCGUGGCUGGGCCGCGCUAGGCCGUCGCCUGCGGUGGCCGAGAGGGCGCUGCGCGCCAUCCGCUACCCGAUGAUCCCACCCGCACAGUUGUUCCAGCUGCAGGCGCGCUCUGCCGCCCUGGCUCGCCAUGGCCCCGCGGUGGCCGACCUCUUGCUGCAGGCCUACCAGUUCCACGCCGCCUCGCCGCUGCACUAUGCCAAGUUCUUCGAUGUCAACGGCAGUGCCUUCCUGCCCCGCAACUAUCUCGCGCCCGCCUGGGGCGCUCCUUGGAUCAUCAACAACCCAGCCCGCGAUGAUCGCAGCACCAGCUUUCAGACGCAGUUGGGCCCGAGCGGCCACGACGCGGGCCGCCGAGUCACGUGGAAUGUGCUUUUCUCGCCGCGCUGGCUGCCUGUCAGCCUCAGGCCAGUCUACGCGGACGCUGCGGGCACCGCGCUGCCAGCCGCGCGCCCUGAGGACGGCCGGCCGCGGCUAGUGGUUACGCCGGCCAGCAGCGGCGGCGACGCGGCCGGUGUGAGCUUCCAGAAGACCGUGCUGGUGGGAGCCCGCCAGCAGGGCCGCCUCUUGGUUCGCCACGCCUACAGCUUCCACCAGAGCAGCGAGGAGGUUGGCGACUUCCUGGUGCACGCGGACCUGCAGCGGCGCAACUCCGAGUACCUGGUGGAGAAUGCGCUGCAUCUUCACCUCAUCGUCAAGCCUGUCUACCACACCCUCAUCCGGACCCCCAAGUAGAUCGGAAAGAAAUGGCCUGACCUAGGCGGUACCAGGGCCUGGGGAGGGUGAGGCGAGCGAGGGGGGGACUGCCAGCCUGGUCCCUGGGUGGCCAGGCAUUGGCUGGUUGGGCCUGGGGUGGGUUCCAGGUGAGUGGCAGUAGACCAGAUCCCUGGAUUCUGGAGCUCAUUCUACAGCCAACUUGAAGGCAACAUUUUUGGUCCUGAAUAAACAGAUGCUCAGAGAGAUGAAGGGAUGAAUGAACUACCAGCUCGGAGGGAAGAGCACCCAGGGAGACCCCACAAGUCUGAGAGUUCCCUGACCUUCACUGAGCUUUUCCCUGAGAGGCCCCACCCCAGCUUGGAACAGGACAGUGGGACGCCAAGGUGCCUACCCCUGGCAGGAGUUUUCUCACCUUGCAGCUGGGGACUUAAUUGGUCAAUUUUUGAGCCCUGAUCUCCAGGGCCCAGCUCCCUCCUCUCAGCUGGGAGGUUUUCUGUGGGUGCCACCCCAAGACCCUGGCCUCUCUCCUAGGAGGGGCCUGGGGAAGUGUGGGGGUUGCUGGGAAGGGGACACAAACUGGACCUUGCUCUAGCCCUGCCUUUCCUGGGGACGGGCCUUGGAUCUGGAGGAAAACCCUUUCCCCAGCCAGGAGGAGAGCAGGGCGUUGCAGGGAGGAGGAAGGGAGCUGGUUCAGUCUUAGUCACGGACGUCCCGAUGUCUGGUUUCCAACGC
Messenger RNA from Heterocephalus glaber (naked mole-rat), 3337 nucleotides. It is a transcript of the gene Btbd17, whose product is annotated as BTB domain containing 17. Gene Ontology annotation, molecular function: protein binding. Lineage: Eukaryota; Metazoa; Chordata; Mammalia; Rodentia; Bathyergidae. The record is from RefSeq and is a predicted model, not a curated record.